CACACACUGCCCUGGGAUUCUGUCUGUGCAAGACGCUCGGGAUCCUUGUUACGUAUUAACAGGGUUCUCAGAAAUCUCCAGUCAAAAAUGGUUAUCAAGGUGUUUGUCGCCACCGUCGCCGGAUCCACCGCGAUUAAAAAAAAACAACAAGAUGUGUUGGGUUUUCUGGAGGCCAACAGAAUUGACUUCGAGGAGAAAGAUAUCGCUUGUAAUGAUGACAACCGGCAAUGGAUGAGAGAAAACGUGCCUGGAGAGAAAAAGCCCAAGAACGGGAUCCCACUGCCUCCCCAGAUCUUCAAUGAGGAGCAGUAUUGUGGGGACUUUGAGUCUUUCUUUGAUGCUAAAGAAGGAAAUGAAAUCUAUGUGUUCCUGGGUCUGGCUCCACCUGUAAGUGCAAAGGUUAGUGACACCCCGGCUGAAACCAAGGACAAGGAAGAGUCGGAAGCUGAACCUACAGAGGAGAAGCAGGAAGAACCGGAAACAGCGCCAGCAGAGGAAGAAGCAGCUGAGGAGAAAGAACCAGAAACAGCGCCAGCAGAGGAAGAAGCAGCUGAGGAGGAGGAAGCAGAAGCAGAUGAUGAAGAAGAGGCCGAGGAAGAGGAGGAAGAGGAAGAAGAGUCCUAGACAUCACUACCGUCUCAAUUUAAUUAUUCAGGUCACCGAAAAUAAUUGUCACACGGAUGCACUGCACUUGGCCACUAAUCUGCGAUUCUUUUCCACAAAAAUAUUCUGGAAUUUGACACAACGCCUCCCGAUAAGGACUAAGAGCAGCUCCGCUAAGC
Messenger RNA from Hyla sarda, 782 nucleotides. RefSeq names its product SH3 domain binding glutamate rich protein (gene SH3BGR). The transcript is spliced from 8 exons. The record is from RefSeq and is a predicted model, not a curated record. Lineage: Eukaryota; Metazoa; Chordata; Amphibia; Anura; Hylidae. Gene Ontology annotation, cellular component: cytoplasm. The coding region runs from base 88 to 624 and encodes 178 amino acids.